Nakaseomyces glabratus is the source of this 522-nucleotide messenger RNA. RefSeq names its product Nce102p (gene NCE102). Gene Ontology annotation, biological process: eisosome assembly; protein localization to plasma membrane. The record is from RefSeq and is a predicted model, not a curated record. Lineage: Eukaryota; Fungi; Ascomycota; Saccharomycetes; Saccharomycetales; Saccharomycetaceae. Gene Ontology annotation, cellular component: plasma membrane; eisosome.
AUGCUAGCUGUUACUGACAACCUAUUACGUAUAGUAAACUUCGUGUUUAUGGUCAUCUGUAUUGGUCUAAUCUCUGACCUAAUCGCUACUAGAGACCGUCACUCCUCCCGUGUCAACUACUGUAUGUUCGCUGCCGCUUAUGGUAUUGCUACAGACUCCCUAUACGGUGUGUUCGCUAACUUCUUCGAAAUCUUGGCAUGGCCUUUGAUUUUGUUCACAUUGGACUUCUUGAACUUCGCUUUCAUGUUGACCGCUGGUUGUGUCUUGGCAGUCGGUAUCAGAGCUCACAGCUGUAACAACGCCCACUACAGGGAAAACAACAAGAUUAUCCAAGGCUCCGAGAGAAGAUGCCGUGAAUCCCAAGCCGCUGUCGCUUUCUUCUUCUUCUCCAUGGCCAUCUUCUUGGCUAAGAUGAUCAUGUCUCUAUUGAACAUCUUCUCCAACGGUGCUUUCGGUACUAAGUUCAUCAGAAGAAGAAGAAACAACGCUGAAGUCGGUGUCCCAUCCGUCUCUCAAGUUUAA